This is a messenger RNA of Sinocyclocheilus anshuiensis, 2816 nucleotides long. Its product is annotated as rab-like protein 6. The record is from RefSeq and is a predicted model, not a curated record. Gene Ontology annotation, cellular component: cytosol; nucleus. Bases 299 to 2488 code for a protein of 729 amino acids. The transcript is spliced from 18 exons. NCBI's taxonomy places the organism in Eukaryota, Metazoa, Chordata, Actinopteri, Cypriniformes, Cyprinidae. Gene Ontology annotation, molecular function: GTP binding; GTPase activity.
CUUCAAGAAACCUUCCUGUGAUGCCAGUAGACCGGUUUGGACAGAUAUCAACGGUUACAGUGGCUAAAAUGGCACAUUUUAGGAUUGUAAACUGUUGAAAUAGAAAGUAAACAUCUGCUAACUGCAUCAAUAUAUAUUGAAGACGGACUCCACUUUUGACCUUUAGACCACGUCACACCUGCCAUCAAUAUGUUAGGUUAAGAAAGUCUGAAGUCUUCGAUCUUUGACACCGCAGUGAGUGUUUCCCCAGAAGACCAGGCUUUAGCAUUGCUGGACUGUUGAAGGAGCUUUCAUCAAGAUGUUUACCGCUCUGAAGAAGCUGGUGGGCUCUGAAGCAGGGCAGCUCCGGGAUAGAAAUAUUCCUGCAGGCCUGCAGUCCAUGAACCAGAAUCUACAGAGGCGUUUCGCCAAGGGCGUGCAAUAUAACAUGAAAAUAGUCAUCCGUGGGGACAGGAACACGGGUAAAAGUGCACUUUGGCACCGGCUUCAAGGGAAAAAGUUUCUGGAAGAGUACAUCCCCACGCAGGAGAUCCAGGUCACCAGCAUUCACUGGAACUACAAAACAACAGACGAUGUAGUGAAAGUUGAAGUCUGGGAUGUGGUAGAUAAAGGGCAAAAGCUUCCUCUUCCAGAAGGUGUAGGGAAAGGGAAAAGACGCGGAGAGAAUCUGAAAUUGGAUAAUGAACCUCAGGAGUCAGAAACCGAGAUGGCUCUCGACGCAGAGUUCCUGGAUGUUUAUAAGAACUGUAACGGUGUGAUCCUGAUGUUCGACAUCACCAAACAGUGGACGUUCAACUACAUCCUUAGGGAGUUGCCAAAAGUGCCGACACACAUCCCAGUGUGUGUCCUGGGUAACCAGCGGGACAUGGGCGAGCACAGGGUCAUCUUACCCGACGACAUCAGAGACUUCAUCAACAGUCUGAACAGACCGCCGGGCUCCUCCUACAUCCACUAUGCAGAGUCCUCCAUGAAAAACGGCUUUGGUCUCAAAUACCUCCAUCGCUUCUUCAACACCCCAUUCCUGCAGCUGCAGAGGGAGACUCUGUUACGGCAACUGGAGACAAAUCAGCUUGACAUUGAUGCCACACUAGAAGAGCUCAGUGUUCAGCAGGAGACCGAGGACCAGACCUAUGACAUGUUAGCUUAUGGCUCUCCAGCGCCCUCUAAUGGCCAGAGCCCAUCCUCAGGCUCCCAGUCCCCUGUGGUGCUGCCCGGUGCCGCCUCUCCCAGUAACUCCAGCCCCAGUACCCCACAGGCCCCUGUCCCGCUCCAGACCCAGUCUGCCCCUCCACCACCGCCAUCUAUACCACACCCUCCCGCCCAGACCACAGCCGCCCAUGUACCCCAGACACCAUCACAAACACCUCCUCCUGCCCAGAAACGAGGCUUCAUGUCACGCCUGUUCGGAUCGUCCGCUGCAGAGGCGUCACCAGACAAACCAGAACCUAUGGGCUCUGAAGACCCGAAGCCCUCUGGAAAGGUGAAGAGUGUGGAUGACUUUGUGCCGGGGGUGGGCAUGGAACGGACCUUUCUGGAAGAUGGUGGAACAGCAGUUAAAUCAAAGAACAAACCUCCAGCAUCAGCUCCCAUCCUGGACAGUGAUAGUGAUGGUGAGGGACGGGGAAAUCCUCUGGUCUCCAGCUUCCAGGAUGAUUUAGAUCCGGAUGACAGAGCGCUGUCCCAGCCUGCCGUUAAAGCGGCGGUCCCGAGCAUGGGCGUCACACUCACGAGUGAUGAAGAGGAGGAAGAUUCAUCUCUGCCCUCUGCUGCCCAGCACAAAGGCAUUGGCUCGGGCCCAAACUCAAAGGGAUCUACAGUGAAUUCUGUCAAACAGCUGCAAACCAAGUCUAAACCAGCUGAGAGACCCCAAAGCCUGAAAACCCCAGCAGGACCUGCAGUGCAGCGACUGAAGACAGGAGGCGCUGUUGAGGCCGACUCCGAUUCAGACCAAGAGGCUCCAGUCGCUCAGCAGAUGCUUUCAUUUGUCAUGGACGACCCUGAUUUUAAGAACGAAGAGUUUGACGGACACAAGAUCAAGAAGGGCACUUUUUCUGCACGAGAUGACUUAUCUGACCGGUCGGAUGAUGGGUUUGUGUUAGCUGGACUCCCAGAGCCCCCCAAACCUGCUGCCCCGUCAUUUAAGACCCUCAACAGUGACAUUGACCUGUUCGGCCUGGGAUUUGAAGAGACAACGCCUAAGAAUAAAGACAGCAGUGAAGACCAGGAAGAUAAUGAAAGCAGACACUCCACAAAGGACAAGAAAAAGAAGAAAAAGAAAAGCAAAGAGGAGGACGAGAAAAGCAGCAAGAAACGACACAAACACAAGAAAAAGGAAAAAGAUGAGGCGGGAACAGGAGACGAGAAAGAAAAGAAGAAGAAGAAAUCUUCAAGGACCAAGAAAGCAGGAACUGUGGACGAUCUUGAGGCCUUCCUGGCAGGUGGAGACGGACCAGGAAAGAGUGAGGGCGGAGACUAUGAAGAACUCUAACCAAUCAGGGUUUGACAUCCACACCAUGUGACAUCGCCAGGUCAUUUUCCAAUCCAUUCCACCUGUUUUUCAGUGCCUAACCUUUUGAGUUUUCACAGCGUUUUUGUUCUUCCAGCAUUGCAGCUUUUUAAAUUGGUACGUGGCACCGUUGUUCACUUCAUGCUGUUUUCCAGUAUUUUCAGACAUAACUUUUAGAUGCAUUUUCAAAUGAUCGAGAGUUUAUUCCGUUAUUAACUGAUUAGAACUCUAAGUCGUUCCACAAAGACUUGAAGUAAUUUUAGCUUUGUUGGUUUUGUUUUGUGUGUGUCUUUGUCAAUGUGUGUGUGUG